Messenger RNA from Asterias rubens (European starfish), 4921 nucleotides. Its product is annotated as zinc transporter ZIP14-like. Bases 730 to 2226 code for a protein of 498 amino acids. Gene Ontology annotation, biological process: intracellular zinc ion homeostasis; zinc ion import across plasma membrane. Gene Ontology annotation, molecular function: zinc ion transmembrane transporter activity. Gene Ontology annotation, cellular component: membrane. The transcript is spliced from 12 exons. Lineage: Eukaryota; Metazoa; Echinodermata; Asteroidea; Forcipulatida; Asteriidae. The record is from RefSeq and is a predicted model, not a curated record.
UACUUUGGAUUUACGUAGUACGCACAAAGUGUACAACCUACGGGAUGCCUUAGAAACAACUUCCGCAAUGUGUAUGUCCCAUUUUAAGUUGUUUUGAACAGUCACACCAAGCAAUUUAAUUGAAGUUGCACACCUGAGAUGUAUCGAAUUGAGAGAAACCGAAGUUUGAGGUACAUCGCGCUUCAAAAAAGAUAUCGUCAUUGGGUUAACGAUGUACAUGUACAUGAACACGACAAUGGGUCGGAUGGUAGCAGCGAGGGGUCUGGAUCAGACGAUGGCCCCGAUAAAAAUCGACAGCAACUAGGCUUGGCGGCCGGUGAUAGAAUAGUGAAAUGUGUACUGCUUUUGUGUCGUUUCAUCGUUUUGACCGAGGUGAUUUUCUCAGUCGUGGCUGUUGAUGCCACGUCGACGGGGUCACGCAACGCGAUUGACGGCCAAAGGAAACGACGCAAUGCCGCUGAGCAUGACGAGAACACCGUUGCACUACCAAGUUCGGAGUUUUUCGUCGAGGAAAUUGUCAACACUUUUGGUUCAAAUGGAAACAUGAAUCAGGAGCAAUUGCAGGUUUUGCUACAACGAGUCGGCGCUGAGUGCUUUACGUCAUGAGAACUGUUGAGCAUUCAUUCCUCCAGUGAGGAGCAAUUACUGAAUGAUACAGUAGACGUUAUAAAGGCCAUAAAUGUCCAACUAUAAUGUACCAGGCUUCAACUGAUGAUUGUGUAGCUUUAGAUGAUACAGGGCCUGCUGCACAAGAAAUGUGUACUGCGUUUGUGUCGUUUUAUCGUUUUGACCGAGGUGAUUUUCUCAGUCGUGGCUGUUGAUGAUGCCACGGCGUCGACGGGGUCACGCAACGCGAUUGACGGCCAAAGGAAACGACGAAAUGCCGCUGAGCGUGACGAGAACACCGUUGCACUUCUAAGUUCGGAGUUUUUCGUCGAGGAAAUUGUCAACACUUUUGGUUCAAAUGGAAACAUGAAUCAGGAGCAAUUGCAGGUUUUGCUACAACGAGUCGGCGCUGAGUGCUAUACGUCAUCAGGACUGUUGAGCAUUCAUUCCUCCAGUGAGGAGCAAUUACUGAAUGAUACAAUAGACGUUAUAAAGGCCAUAUGUCCAGCUAUAAUGUACCAGGCUUCAACUGAUGAUACAGGGCCUGCUCAAGAUACAGGACCUCCAACUACUGCACAAGUAUGGGGUUACGGAGUCCUCUUUGUAACAAUCAUAAACGCCAGUGCACUGAUGGGAGCUUGCAUCAUUCCCUGCUUGAAUAAGAAGAUGUAUAAGAUGGUACUGAACUACCUCAUUGGAUUGGCUAUUGGAACAUUGAGUGGUAAUGCACUGCUUUGUCUAAUACCAGAGACACAUGGAAUGCACGUCGGUACACAUGGACUGAACGUUGUCUGGAAGAAUACAACAAUCCUUGGUGGUAUUUAUCUAUUUUUCUUCGUUGAGCGUGUUCUGAAAAUGAUGUCACAGAGAAAAGAGUCCAACCACAAGCAGAAGCAUUUGCAAGCUGAUGACACAAUGCAUGUGACUGCUAUGCAUGAUUUAGAACCUCGUCAUGAUAUGUAUAAGAUCACAUCUGGAGACAGUGCGCUGGGUAUUAAUAAUGGCAUCAUCAACUCGGAUAAGGGCUUAGCAGCUACUGCUACAAAUCAGGUACAGAAUGGAACAUCUAAGCCCCAAAAUGAAGACGUACAUUUUCAUCUACCGAUGACAACAAAGUCAGGAAAGAUUCGCAUAGCAUCAGUGGCUUACAUGAUUAUAUUCGGUGAUGGUCUUCAUAACUUUGUGGAUGGAUUAGCGAUCGGAGUGUCAUUUUCUACGUCAGUCUUCCAGGGAAUCUCGACUUCCAUUGCUGUCGUUUGUGAAGAAAUCCCUCAUGAAUUAGGGGACUUUGCAAUUCUAAUCAAGUCUGGCAUGACAGUGAAGCAAGCUUUGACGUUCAACUUCCUAUCAGCGCUUACGUGUUAUGCGGGGCUGGUUGUUGGCAUUGUAGUUGGACAGCUGACGUCUGCUGAGCCGUAUAUAUUAGCUCUGGCCGGUGGAAUGUUUCUAUAUAUUUCUUUGGUUGAUAUGUUACCCGAGCUCAACGCUACCACUGAUCAAAAAGAGUUUAAUUUAAGAAACUCCUUGAAAACAUUUGCGAUCCAAAAUGCUGGUCUGCUGACUGGGUAUGGCAUUAUGAUUCUACUAAAUGUUUAUGAAGAACAAAUACAGAUCUCAUAAUGAGUGUGUACACUACUGUAUUGAACAACGCCAGAGAAUGGUGAGGCAAACUGCUGCAAGUAGACAACGAGUAUUUGAAAGGAAGAAGCACAAUUGGACAGUAUAUUAUAAUCCAGAUCAUUAUAAAGGGUCACAAAAGCUUUCAUCAUGGGUAACUAUUAUAUAAUUGAGUGGAAGAAGUUCUUAUUACGCUAAGUUAUUACGUGUUUGUUGCCCAAAUUCUGCCCUUGGGUGAGGGAGAAAAGUAAUAGUUAUUUAUAAUUUGAUAUUGAGCUUGGUGUGAUUUUGAAUCUAUUGUUGAUGUGUCGCCUUAAUUAACUCUGCACAAUAAAUAUUGACCCCGUGACACAACAACAUAAUAUGUAGCAUUGAUAAUGCUGCAUCAAACUAGUUAACUGUUCUUAGAAAUGUUGAAGGCUAGUUUUUUAAAGUAUGUUUAUUUAGUUAUGAUACCCAUUUUUACAAAACCCUACACGGGUUUGCUAUAGAGCACUCUGCUGCCAACCAUGAAUCUGAAUACCACCGCAAAACUCUUCUCAUAUUUAAAACUGAGUGGGUUCUUUGCGGCUGCACACCCCAUCUGAGGAAACGAAGCAAUGUAAUGAUGGUUUAAAGUGUCUUGACUGGGAUUCAAACAUCCAUUCUGCUGGACAGAAAUAAACACAGGAGCCUGAAGCCCAGUUCAUACUUCUUGCGAAUGCUUAUUGCGAUGCGCAUUUCACUGCGUCACAAAGGAAAAUUUAGCGCGUACCAAGUGUUGCGUCACCAAAAUUCACUUCACAAGUAUGAACCGGGCUUCAGUCUGUCGCAUUUGACUGCUCAUACCUUUCAAAUAACACCUUACUGUGACCUGUAUUGUAAGUAAAUCCAUCAAUUAGAGCAAAUCAUUUUGAUAUCGAAGCUGUUCAUUCAGUUGUGGCCACAUUAUAAUAAUGCCAUUUCACUGUUUCCAAGAAGUGUCUUAUGUUGGCAUGGGACAUCACAUUAAGUCUAGUUCAUCAAAAGAAAAGUCCAAUAAGAUGUCCCCAAAUCAGAAUGAAUGGUUCACUUUGGUGAAUUGUGGUCAAAACAAAGAGAAUUGACAUAAAACUCUCUUUGUGUUUAAAUGAAUCAUUAAUUAAUCUUUAAACAUUUACUUCAGCUACAAUCAGAAAAUGUUAUUUAAAAAUAGUUAUAGUUGUUGAAUGGGAGAAUUUAACUCAUUUUUAGGUUCCACUAUGAUGACAUCAUCAAGUGUGAUGUGACAAUUUAAAGAGGCAAAUUGUAUUAACAUUAACAGGUAAAAAUGCACAAUCAAGGUAAAUCUUUGCAUGUAUGCAAGCCAGGGUGUGUAACAUCAGAUAUUUAGGUUAUGUUUUCAUCAAAUGUCUCAUGACGCCACCUUAAAGGUGGAGCUUUAAAAGGAGUGGCUCUCUGUGUUUCUUUUGCAAAUGAACACUCAGCUUCCAGUUCAUUAAAAUGUUGUUUUUAUAUGGUCACAAGCACCAUUCUAUAUUUGAAGUAUUUAUUUUAUUGAACAUUUUAAAGGGUUUUGUUUUUAAAAUUUACUCUAAGAAUUUUGGUUUUUGAGGUUAUGUUUUUGUUAAUGUGUAGUGUUGUAUUUGCAUGGUUUUAAGCCUGUAACUGUAUACUCACACUUCACUUAUUAUUAUAGUUUCAUAUUCAGUUAUGAUUGAAAACAUCAGUUGGGUGAUAGUUGUUGUCAAUGCGAACGAUAUUUUGAUAUGCUCUAGUUAGGGGUGUAUUAUUUUUGUAUGUUUUAUUUGUAACGUAGGCCCCUAUUAUUAUUAUUUUAUUUUUAUUUUUAUUUAGUGCUAGUUUGUGGUCAUAGAAAUUGUGAUGAAACACAAUGCUAUUAUAUAGUUUCAGGAUAACAAACCACCUUUUUAAUCAACCACCAUUUUAUACCAAUAUGAGGCAAUCCAUUACACCACAUUCAGUUAAUGCUGUCUGGCCUAUGACCAUUAAAAUCAAUGUUUUAUUACCCACUAUGGUUUUUAAUGAACCUGAAAUAUUAUGAUAAUGUAGUGCAUGCAUCUACACAGUACAGCGUCAAUGAUAGUGCAUUAUGCACCCCGCAAUACACUACAGUUGUGCCAAUGUUUCAAUUGGUUGGUCAACUCACUGGAAAAUUAGACCAAAAGUAGGAGGGUUAAUAAAUGCUUGUAAACUGAGGAAUAAAUACCCUCAAUGUUAAGCUAAGCUAGCAAAAAAAUGAAGUAUUGUGUAAAGUUAAUGUAAAUGAAUUACUGACAUGUGAACAAAUAAAAAUAUUGGUUCUUUAUUGUUAAAGUGCAAACAAUAACAAAUGGUUCUAUGUUUUGAGCAAGUUUGAUUUUGUUUUGAUUCUGGCAAUCAAGAUAAGCCGAUUGAUUUGAGGGUCACCACACGCUGUUCUAGACUAUUUUGUCAGAUAUGAUUGAAUAAGCACCGAGAUUUCAAACUUGCUUUUUUUUAACCUUGUAUUUUUACAUUUCCUGUGUUAAGAUUAAACUAGUUGUUAGUAUUAUAUAUUCCUGCGUUUUCGAUCAAUCACCAAUUGAGCAAUAACAUAACUAUAAUAACAAUGUCAUGAUGUUAAAUUAGUUUAUUAUGCAACUUUCAAUUUUGUCAACUUUAUUAUAUUUCUUUUAAGUUGUUUUGAUACAUUGUGGUUCUGCAUGUCCUUUCUAAUUAUCUGCCCCCCCCCCCCACA